UUCCUCCGCUAACGGGAAAGGCGCUUCUCGCUUCAGAAACGCGCACGUACGUUCACACGCAUUUCCAGGAAACCAGAGAGGGGCCGCGAUUCUUUGGCCAAAGGAAAUAGAUUGGCGCUGUUCUUCCACCCUCCUCCUCCUCCUCCUCCUCCUCCUCCUCCAUUUCACUCCCCAACUCCCAGCCCCAGCCCCGUAAACUUCCACCUCUUUCUACUCUUCCCCGUCCGAGCUGGGGAGGCAAAAGCUCCGUCCGAGACCAUCCCGACGCGCGGUCCGCCUUCGCCCACCUCCAUCCUCCCGCCGCCGCUACCGCUCGAAAGAUGGGGGAAAGGGGCGAUCGCGCCGGACCCGCUUCCCGCAGCCCAGCCUGCAAAGCCGAGUCCGUGUUUUAAAUCGAUUUCUUUGCUCGCCCCCUUUCGUUUUCCCCGCUCCCCGGAGAAACCCAGGCACCGCUCGGCUUUCCUCGAUAACAAAGUUAUGAGAAAAGAAUAAAAACCAACAACAAAAAUCAAGCAAUUCGUAGAACAUCGCUUAGCCUGGAGAAUUACUUGAGUUUCCAUCCCUUGCAGCUGCAGCUGUGAAGAUUUGUGGAGGAAGCUGCUGAUUGAUUUUUGUGCAGAUAAGCACAAUUUAAAGUAGAGGAUCCUUUAAAAGUGCCUAAAAGGAGAAAAUAUUUCAUAUGUAACUGGAGAAUUAAUCAUAUCAACUCUGUUUAAGUAAAAGGAAAAUGAAAGCAAAUUUAGUGAGGUUUGAUACAAGUAGUUCUUGACUUAAGGACCGCAGUUGAGCUCAAAAUUUCCAUUGCUAAGCACGACAGUUGUUAAGUGAAUUUUGCUCCAUUUUAUGAUCUUUCUUGCCACAGUUGUUAAGUGAACCAUUGCAGUUGUUAAGUGAAUAACAUGGUUGUUAAUUGAAUCUGGCUUUCCCAUUGACUUUGCUUGUCAGAAGGCCACAAAAGGUAAUCACAUAACCCCAGGACACUGGAACUGUCAUAAAUAUGUGCCAGUUGCCAAGUCUCUGAAUUUUAAUCACUUGGGGAUGCAACAAAGAUCAUAAUUAUGAAAAUUAAGUCCCUUUUUUCAGUGGUGAUAUAAUUUCAAACCGUCACUAAAUGAAUGGUUGUAAAUCGGAGAUUACUUGUAUGGGCUCAAAGAGCAGAGUGGCCCUUGGUCCAGAAAAAGUGUGCAAUUUUUGUUUAAAGACACAACCCAAUCCAAGCUAGUACAGUAAGGUUUAAAAUAAUCUAAGUAGAUACUCAAAAGAUCUCCUGUUGUAUUCUCAUUCUGUUGAAACAUUUAAGAGUUCUUUCUCAGUGGAUGAUGUUUUUAUUUCAUUUUUUAUGUCAAACCUUCUCUAAUGACAAAAAAUGUUCUUCUCUCCAUCAUAUUGAAGUUAGUUUGACUGUAUACUAAAUGUCUGUAUUUAUUUAUUUAUUUACAUCCUGCCUUUAUUAUUUUUGCAAAUAACAAGACAAUGAACAGAUCCAACACACUUUCCUCCUCCUAUUUCCUCCACCACCAACCCACACACACAACAAUCCUGUGAGGUAGGUUGGGCUGAAGGAGAGUAACCUGCUGGCUUUCAUGGCUAAGAAGGGACUUGAACUCACGGUCUCCCACUUUCUAGUCUAGUGCCUUAAUCAGUAGAAUAGACCAAACCAGCUCCCAAUGGUGGAAAUUUCCUCUUAAUACCCAAAAUGAAAGAUAAAGAAGGAUGCAUCUCCUAGAAUUAUCGGUAGAUAAGAAGAGUGACUCAUUCAGAGACUGAAGAGCCUCUUUUGAAGGGAGGUGCUUCAGGCUACAGAAGCUGUCACUAGUUGCUUGUACAUCAGUACAAGCUAUUGAUUUAUUUAGCCUGUUAAUGUCACUUCUUGCUCUCUACUACUUGCUACUCAGUCGGUUUCUAAAUGGAGAUGACAAGGGCUGAACUAGGACCACCUCUAUUAAUGUACUUAGGCCCCCUUUCUCUGGUCUCCUUAUUUUCUGUUGCACAACUGAACCAGGCUGGGAGUGGUUGAUUUAUGUCCAGGAUUUGCUUAUCUGUGCAGACGAUAAUUCAAAGGAUUUUGGAAUUGGGAGAGACUAGCAGAGAGUUCAUAUCCCAGAGUUCAUAUCCCAUGAUGUUGUAUUUACAGAACUAGCCUCUCUAAUUCUGCUGGCAGCUAAACAGAUUCCUUCUAGGUCAGAUGUAGAUUGGAAAUGACCUAAACUUGACAAGUUUGAGUUCAGAUGCUACUCCCCGUAAAAUGGGCCACAUUUUCCUGUGUGAGGCUACUUCAGGACAUGUUUUUUUUAGCAAAAAACAACAACAACCAAGUCUCGCAUGGGAUUGUAUUUACACAGAAGCAAUAACUCACUUGGGUUUUUCAGAUGGAAUCUGUGAAAUAGGAUAUUAGAAUCUUACUGCUGAGAGAUUGUGACUUUUCAACUGUGCUAAAUUUUCUCUCUUCCCAGUAAAGUAUUAUUCACAGAUUAGUUAAAAACAGCUUUAUGUCAAGAGUUUUCAGUACAGGUAGUCCUUGACUUAACAACAGUUCAUUUAGUGACCAUUCAAAGUUACAACAACACUGAAAAAUGUGACAUUAUCAUUUUUCACAGUUACAAACUUUGGAGCAUCUCCAUGGACACAUGAUCAAAAUCCAGAUGCUUGGCAACUGGUUCAUAUUUAUAACCGUUGCUAUGUCCCGGGGUCAUGUGAUCACCUUUUGCAACCUUCUGAUCCGCAAAAUCAAUGGGGAAGCCAGAUUCACUUAACAACUGGGUUACUAACACAUCAACUGAAGUAUUCAUUUAACAACUGUGGAUUGUAAAAUGGGGCAAAACUCACUUAACAACAGAAAUUUGGGGCUCAAUUGUGGCUGUAAGUCAAGGACCACCUAUAAUGUCCUCUUCUCAUUUUUUGUGUAGUGGUUUAAGGCAGCAGGUUAGAAAAUAGGAGAUCCUGAAUUCUAGUCUUGCCUUAGGCAUGAAGCCACCUGAAGCAUUUUGAGUCAUUCUAUCCCAGCCUAGGAAGGAAGCAAUAUAAUAGGAAACACUUCAAAGAAAUGUGGCCAGAAAAACUGUCAGGACUUGUCUUGUUUCUCACAUGAAAAGUACUAUGCCCUCAAGAUACCAAUAUUGCAUUUUAGGAGAAGAGACACUAGAUUUUUUUAAAAAAUAUAUAACUUUAUUAAAGAUUUUAAAAACAAGAGUAAAAUUAGUACAAACUAAAAUAGAACAAGAAAGAAAAACGAAGAUCCAGUGCCGCGAACAAGUAGUGGAUGGCUUUUAUGGAGUGCUGAAUAGGAAACAAGGCCAUGUUUUUAAAGAGUCCCAAGUGGCUGGGACCCCAUGUUUGUGGUCAAGGCCUACCUGCCUGUGAACAAAUCUUAUGGUUUCACGGCCGACUUGAGAUCCAACACCGGAGGCCAGGCUUUCCCGCAGUGCAUGUUCGAUCACUGGCAGAUUCUCCCCGGGGAGCCCUUCGACAGCGCCAGCCGUCCUUCUCAAGUGGUCAGCGAGACACGCAAACGGAAAGGGCUGAAAGAAGGCAUCCCCACGCUGGAUAACUUCCUGGAUAAAUUGUAAACCAAUUGAAUGAAAUAAUACCGUACCAGAUCUUUAAAAAAAGAAUAAAUUUUAAAAAUGGCAAAAAAAAAAAAAGAAAAGAAAGAAAAAUGAAGAAACAAAAGAGAAAACUAAAGUGCAAAAAAAGAAAGAAGAAAAAUAGGAAAGAAAGAAAAAAGAUUAAGAAGUGGCAUCUAAUUUUUAUAAAAGUUAUAAGUGCAAUUGUAGUUUUACUUCUUUCUCCAAAGACACAGAGACUCUAAAUUUCUAAAUGCAGGGAAAUGUUAAUGAAUAUGAGCUGUCAAAUAUGCCAUCUUCAACCUACUGCUUUUUACUGAUAUAGUCCCAGAAAUAUUUUUUUCCUAAUGCUAAUGAAUCUGAGAUUACUUUUAGAGUUGAAGUUGACGAUACUCCUUUUGUUGUUGGUAUCUAUGUAUUAAAAUUCUUUAUUUGCAGGGAAAUAGACAAAGAAUUUUAACACAUCUUAUAUUCUUCCUGGCAAAGAUUUAUUUUAAAAAAUCAUGGUAACAGUAGAAUAAUAGGCCUAAUUCUUAUUUACCGGACUGAUUACAUGAGAUAAUUUUGGAAUGUGGUGUACAUAAAUCCUUCUAUCCAGAGACUCAAGAGGCAAAAUUUAAGGUAGUGUAUAUUAUUUAUUAUAAUUAAUUUAUUAAUUAUAUACCAUUCUGGGAUAAACCAAAAGCACGGAUAAUGUUACUGCAAUGAAAUGUCUGCAAGAAGAAUGCCAAGAUCAGAGGUCGUUAGGAACCCAAAUAUUCAGUCCUGAUUUAUGUAGAUUCUCCAUUGCUGCAAUUAUCUUUAUCAGUACUUCAGACAAAAUAUUGCUCAAGGCCAAACAUUUUCUUAGAUUCUGAACAGCUCUUGUUGAUUUCAUGAACUUGGCCACUCAGUUUUCUUGGCAACUACAUAAUAGUGAUUUUGGUCAGUUUUUUCAGUUGUUACUUUCACUUCCUGCUCUAGUUUUCAGCCAUGAAAUUCCCUGGAAAGCUAUCAUCCAAAUCUCAACCAGGACUCAUCCUGCUUAGCUCUGGAGCCUAUAUAAACUUAAUCAGGAGCUGCUACCUGCAACUCUCCCAGGAUCUUAAGAUACUUCAAUAGGACGCAUUUUAUAGGAUCAGAAUGAAGAUUUAAGAGUAGGCUUCCUCAAUCUGGUGGUCUCCAGAUUCAUUAUACUACAAGUCCUGUUAUCCCCACCUGACAUGUAAUAGUGAGAAGUUGUGUCCAAUGCAUCUGAAGGGUGACCAGGUUGAGAAUGCCAAAUGACUUAUGGGUAAUUUUUUGACUUACAACCAUUAGUUUAAUGACUGCUCAGAGUUACAGUGGUGCUGGGAAAAAAGGACUUAUGAUCAGUCCUGCAAUUACAACUAUCCCAAAAUCCCUGCAGUCACUUGAUCAAAAUGAGUACAACUCACUUAAUGACCUCAUUGUUUAGUGAUGGAAGUUCUGGUCCCACUUGAGAACUAACUGUAUUACUUACAAAUCAGUAAGAGCAACAAUUUGAGAGCAAGCAGACAUCUUGUCAAACACACAAUGUGUCAUUCUAAUUUUUGCUCCCUGAAGAUGUUUGGCAGGAAUUCCAGUAAAGGUAAAGGUUCCCCUUGCACAUAUGUACUAGUUGUUCCUGACUCUAGGGGUGCUCAUCUCAGUUUCAAAGCCAAAGAGCCAGCGCUGUCCAAAGAUAUCUCCGUGGUCAUGUGGCCGGCAUGACUAAGCCCCAAAGGCACAUGGAACGCUGUUAUCUUCCCACUAAAGCUGGUCCCUAUUUUUCUAGGUGCAUUUUUUAGGUGCUUUCGAACUGCUAGGUUGGGACAAGUAACGGGAGCUCAAACUGCUGACCUUUCAAUUGACAAGCUCAGCACCUUAGCCACUGAGCCACCGUGUCCCUUAGGAAUUCCAGUAGAUUCUCUCAAAAGUACAUUUCAUUGCAGUUGACGGCUGAUCUUGAAAAAAGUUAAGCAGGUUGGACCUGUUUGGUGUUCAAAUGGAUGACAGGAAACCAAUAUCUCACCCUAGAAGAAAAUCAUGGUAAACUACUUCUGUGUUUUUAUCAAGAAAGCAACGUGGACAUGUUAGCUAGGCAGCCAUUAGACAUCAGAGUCAACUGGGAAAGGUCUUUUGUCAUUUCUUUCGCAAGCUGCAGGCUAGUUUUCUUUGCCAAUCCUGGACUGGGUCCCUUCUCCAGUUCUGUCUUUCAGUGGUUGCUGAGUUAGUCUUUUCCUCUUUGAAGGACCAGUUAAUUCUGUCAACCAAUAACAAGCCCUCCGAUUAUGAAACAGAAUCCUGCUUUCUCUGGCCUAGACAUGUUCUGAGUUACGUAAUAGUUUCAAAACCAUCUUGUAACUGAGAUCAAUGGUGAGAUUAAAUACUUUUUAAAGAAGUUAAAUUGAUCAGAAAAGGAAGCUGCCAUGGUUGGGCUCUUAGCAAGAGAAGUGUCCGGGCUCGAUAGCAGAAAGAAGGAAAGGGGAAGCAAUUGUUAGCAGUCUAACACACAGCAAAUGGAAGAGGCCGUUUCUGAAAAACUGCCAUGAAUUGAAAAAUUAGCAACCCAGAUCAGAAGUUAGAAUAACAUUUAUUUCCAUGCUGUGCUUUCCACUUUGGGGAAAUUUUAUUCUGGGGCAACUGGAUUCUCCCUCCGAUGUCCAUGUCUGAUCUUCUGGUUAGAAGAUCAAUUGCCCACAAAUCUGUUCUCUUAAACUGCUCCCUACAAGAGAUUGGUCUUGGGGGAGAAAAACCUCCAUCAAUUGUGGGUGCUCCAACACUUGAAGUUUUCAAGAUGAGAUUGGAGAUCCAUUUGUCCAAAAUGGUAUAGUUAUCUGCUUGAGCAGGGAUUGGACUAGAAGACCUCCAGGGUGCCUCCCAACCCUAUGAUCCUAUGUUCUAAAAGGGAAUCCCAGAACUAGAAUAGAGCUGCAAGAUUGCAUGAAGCUUUCUUGUAUUUUUAUAUACAGAUCUUGUAUGAUCUGUGGGGGAAUGAUGCUUAGCCACUCUUGCCUAUUCCUCUGUUCUUCCCCAUAACCACCCUGAAGGGAAACCUACUGGUUCUUCUGUCUGUCAAUCAGUUUAAGAAGCAAACACUUUGGCUCAUCUCUUCUAUGAAUUUUGCAAGGGUGGCUGGUUUUGUUGCAGGAAUGAAUCUGCACCUUGAGAAGCUCAGGUUUCUUUGAGAUAGAUCUGUAUAGGUAGCAGUUUAAAAAUACAUGAAAUCCAUACUAGUUCUUACAGGUAGUCCUCUAUUUACAACCAUUUAUAUAGCAACCAUUCAAAAUUACAGGUAGUCCUCGACUUACAAUAGUUCAUUUAGUGACCAUUCAAAGUUACAACGGCACUGGAAAAUGUGACUUAUGACCAUUUUUCACACGUAUGACCAUGGCAGCAUCCCCAUGAUCAUGUGAUCAAAAUUCAAAUGCUUGACAAUUGGUUCAUAUUUAUGACCAUUGCUGUGUCAUGGGAUCUCCUUUUGCAACUUCUGACAAGCAAAGUCAACGGGGAAACCAGAUUCACGUAACAACCGUGUUACUAACUUAACAACUGCAGUGAUUCACUUAACAACUGUGGCCAGAAAGAUCAUAAAGUGGGGCAAAAUUCAAUUAACAAUUUUUGUCUCAGUUGUGGUCGUAAAUUGAUCUGUAUAUCUCUUGUAUCUACUCUUUAGCAUCAGAGCGGAAAUUUAUUUGUACGUACUCUCUUCCCUGUACCCUAGGCUCAAUAGAGUCAAAAUUCUUCAUAAAAUGUCAAAUUCCAUAUUUUGAGACUACAACUUUUUAAUUCCCCAGACUUGAACAACUCAGUUCAGGCUCUUUGCAAAAAGCUGUGCUCUAUAGCAAGGGUCACCAACCUUUCAGACCUCAGGGACAUAAAUUCAUAAUUUUAUAUCCUGCGGACCACUAAUACAAAUUUUUUAAAAAGAUAAAUAGUAUUUAGUGCAAUAUAAAAAAUGCAGAUAAUUUUUCUGCAGACCACCAACAUUUUCUCACAGACCGCCAGUGGUCCAUGGACCACCAGUUGGUGACCGCUGCUCCAUAGUGUGAUGCUUAGAAAAACUCCAUGCAAUAAACUAUCAAUAAAAUACAAGUAGUUCUUGACUUACAAUUCAUUUAGUGACCAUUCAAAGUUACAGCGGCACUGAAAAAAGAGACUUAUGACCAUUUUUCAGUUAUGACCUUUACAGAAUCCCCAUAAUCAUGCGAUCAAAAUUCAGACGCUUGGCAACUGACUUAUACUUAUGACCGUUGCUUGUGUCCCAAGGUGACCUUCUGACAAGUAAAGUCAACGGAGAAGCCAGAUUCACUUAACAACCGUGUUACUAACUUAACAACUGCAGUGAUUCACUUAACAACUGUGGCCAGAAAGGUCGUAAAGUGGGGCAAAAUUCACUUAACAAAUGUCUCACUUAGCAACAGAAAUUUUGGGCUCUACUCUGGUCAUAAGUUGAGGACUACCUGUAUUUAGAAUGUUUGGGAUUUGGGUACUGAUAAGCAAAGUCAGGCUAUUUUCCCAAUACUUUUUGCCAAAUCUGUUGUGUUGGACAAAACUUGUCUAAAAUUUUGCACGUAAACGUUAAAAUCAGUCAGUGAAGAAUUUGAGAUUAAGAGAAAAGCCUAGUUUGAAAUGUAAAAAAAAAAGGGGGGGGGGGUCAGCAAUAGACCACUUGUAGCUUUGAAGCUGCAUUCAGCUCUACACUUAAUUAGGAGAUUAAAGUUAGAUAAGUAAUACCCUUUUCUACUUUUCUUUUUCAUAAAAAGGCUUCGUGAAGUAGACUUGAUGACAUAUUGCUCUUGGCUCAAGGUCAACUAAUGAGUUCCAUGGCUGAGUUUGAGCCUCUAUUUCUCUCUAAAAGGGGAACUUAUGAAAUGCAUGGAGAAAUGGGCUCGUUGCACUUUUUCUCUCUCUCUCUCUGUGCCCAUUUUUCAAUGCACAACCUCCUUCUGUCUAUUAUUCAAAUACAGGUAAUCCUCGACCUAUGAACACAAUUGAGACCAAAAUUUCUGUUGCCAAGCAAGGCAAUUAAUAGCAAUAGCAUGUACACUUUAUAUACUGCUUCACAGUGCUUUACAGCCCACUCUAAGCUGCUUACAGAAUCAGCAUAUUGCCCCCAACAAUCUGGGUCCUGAUUUUACCGACCUCAGAUGGAUGGAAGGCUGAGUCAACCUUGAACCGAUGAGAAUCGAACUGCUGAACUGCAGGCAGGCAGCAGAAUCAGCCUGCAAUACUAACCACUACUAAUCAAUUAAGAGAGUUGUGCCCCGUUUUAUGACGUAUUUUUUUGCCAUAGUUAAGCAAAUCACUACGUUUUUUUAAAGUGAAUCAUCUGGCGUUAAGCGAAUCUGGAUUCUCCCAUUCACUUUGCUUAUCAGAAGCUCCCUAGAAAGCUUUUAAAUGACAAUCUGAAGACCCUGAGAUGCUGAGAUCAUUGUAAAUAUAUGCUGGUUGCCAAACAUCUAAACUUUGAUCAUGUGACUUAGGAAGCUGCAACGGUCAUAAGUGUGAGGAACUGAUCAUAAAUUGCCUUUUUCAGUGCCAUUGUCAUUUUGAACAGCCAUUAAAUGAAUGUUGUAAGUUGAGGAUUACCCGUACCAAAUAUUUUGACUCACCAGGCCAAAUCAGACUAACAUCCUUGAUGCGAGUGAUGUUCAGGUGCCUCUCUGUGAAUUAACUUUAUCUUCCUUUUCAGAUGCAGCUCUGAUAAAUGAUCAAGCAGUCCACUAGUCAAUUGGUGGCGCAAUGGUCCCCCUGUGCUGUUGCUGCCCGCCGGCAUCUGCACCAAUCGUGGUGGCCAUGACAGGCCCUGCCGUCCCUUCCUACCAUUUCAAGAGUUUCUGUGGAGAGUUUGAGCGGGUGGAAAGUGCCUUGGAACGAUUGGAGGCCAGUGGCUUCUACUGGGGCAGCCUGUCAGGAGCUGAAGCCAAGAGGCUCUUGACUUCCCAGCCUCCUGGUGUCUUCCUGGUGAGAGAUUCCUCCGACCAUCAUCACCUCUUCACCUUGAGUGUCCGCACCAGGACAGGCAUCACCAACCUGCGUAUUCAGCAGCAGGACUCCGCUUUCCACCUGGAGGCCUUGCCAGGAGCUGGCCAUCCCCCAGCUUUCAGUUGCGUGGUCCAGUUAGUUGAGUAUUAUCUCUGCCUGGGGGCUGUGGAAGGGGGUCCCUGCUACUUGGAGAGCGAGGGUCAGCCUCCGGUGCCUUUGGCCCUCUCACAGCCACUCCGUUGCAAGGUGCCCACUUUGCAGGAGUUGUGUCAGCGGGCUGUACGAGCCACCGUGCACGGCAGAGGUGACACCAGAGCUCAGCUGCAGAGGCUGCCAGUCCCCCAGGCAUUAUUGAACUCUAUCUGCAGCUAAAAGGAAGCACCAGUUUUAAGACCUUUUAAUGAAUGCAGAGUUGGGGCCUUCCUUGUUAGAAUGGAUGAGCAGUGCUGGUUGUAGAUAGUGUACUGCUGAUGCACCACUAUUUUCUUGGAAUAAACCAUCUUGACAGAUAAGCCAACCAUUUCAUUGUGGAGCUAUUUAUAAUGAGCCUUCCAAAAGCUAUUGAAAAUUAUCUGAAAAAAGGGGUUGGCAGAGUAGGUUAGUCAACAAUAUGGAAAUGUGUAUCCUAUAUAAUCCCCUUCCCCAUUUUUCCAAGUUAGCCACUUCCACAUUUCAAAUGCUUCUUGUGCACAGGUAGUAUAGCAGAAAACUUUUACUCUAUCCAUAGGCAGAGCUGCCCUAAGCACCUCCCAACUGUUCUCGUCUUUAGUUGAAAGGUGUGUGACAAGUUUGUGUGAAAGUCCCCAUGACAAAUAUCUCUGCUAACUGUACAAGGAACACCUGUCAAGUCUGCAGCAGCACUGCCCAGUAGUGAAGUCAACAAGGACAGAAUUGGUGUUUAGCUGCAACUAUUGUGCAUCUUUCUCUACAAACUCUCAGGCGGACAAGAAGAUUGUACACCCAGUAACAAGGAGAAUGUUUGAAUCUACAACCAAGAGCCUUCUCUGGUUUCUUUCUUUAGAUAACCCCAAGGCCAGUCUGAAGGCAGAUUUUGAGCAAUAAACCACACUGCACCAAAUCCACAGCAGUCCUCUCCUUCUCCAUUUCCACUUUGACCACUGUGUGAUCCUGAAAUCUCUCCUUCCCCCACUUCCAGUCACCGCCUUUAGUAAAGGUUAUUACUGUAACUUGACAGCUUUCAAGAAUGCUGACUCAGAAACCAGUUACGAGAAAGAAAAAAAGUUCAGUGACUUGAGUGUUUUUAUAGGCAGCCAGCACAGAUAUACUAAAGGGUGAGCGAGAUACCAGUCUCUGAGGAAACAAGAGACUGCAUAGUAAAGGGACAAUAGAAGAAAAACAAAAUCCCAAACCUUGCAGCAGCAAAGGUUAGAAAAUGUGAUUGCAGAUGGUAAUUUUGUGCAUCUCGUGCAAAACUUUAAAGUAGCACAGCUCAAUGAUACUCCAUUCUUAAGAACUAUUCAAUUUUUAGUCCUAAAAAAUGUUUUUAAGGAACCUAAAAACGCCUUCUCAAAUAAACCUUGAUCAUCUGCAAACUGACUUGAUUCUUUUGCUUUUGAGUUCAUUUAUGAUUUCUUACUGGCAAGGCAGACCUCUUCCUGGAUCCUACUGGGAAGCCUAGCCAAUUCCUCUCCAACAAUAAGUAAAAGUAUGUGUUUUUAUCAGAGGCCAGUUUGCUUUCCUGCUUCCUGAAUGAAAGUAACAAAGCUUGCAAGAGGUAAAAGUUAGCAGUGAAGGAAUUCAUCUCCUCAGAGUCUAGCUUAUCUCCCGUUUUUAUUAAUUGUUCACCUUUGCACUAUUUUUAUCAGCAAGACCUUACCAAUAAACUCUUAAGAGGAAAAUA
Molecule: messenger RNA, 11391 nt
Organism: Pantherophis guttatus
Lineage: Eukaryota; Metazoa; Chordata; Lepidosauria; Squamata; Colubridae
Source: RefSeq, a predicted model, not a curated record